AUGAGGAAAGCUAUUAUCUUGUUGCUCGGGUGUUUAACAGGUGCAUAUUGCUCGAAAGACUAUACCAAUCAAAGAGUGUGUAGGUUCCGCACCGGCGAUGUCGGUGAGGUAAGACGAAAAGUGGGAAAAUAUACCGAAGCACCGGUGGAUAUAUGGACGCGCAACCCUGAAUUUGUAGACGUGAGGGUCCCCGCUAGUUUGGUGGAUAGACUUGAGGGAUGUGAGGUGAUGAUAGAUGACCUUCAAGAGACCAUAGCUCAAACGUAUCCUGAUCCUGCAACACAGCCCUUCUUGCCCUUUAAUGACAAUUCACAGUCUCAGGUGCCUGAGGUACGACCUUUGGACCUCACUUCAUCGCUGAAAGCAACAAAUGACAUUUUUUUCAGCCAGUUCCGCGAUCUAGAGACCAUAUAUACGUGGCUAGACCUCAUGCAGCUCACCUUUCCUGACUUGGUCAAGAUAGAACUUGUGGGUCAGACUUUCGAAGGUAGGGACAUGAAGGCGCUUCACAUCAGUGCCCAAAAUCAAAAUUUGAACCCAGAUAAGAAAACCAUCAUAAUUACAGGCGGCGUCCAUGCCAGAGAAUGGAUUGGAGUGAGCACAGCUUGCUAUUUUAUCUCCCGACUACUAGCAGGCUACGGAGUUAACAAAAGGGAAACGCGCUAUUUGGACCGUUUAGAUUUCUUGAUUGUCCCGGUCUUCAACCCUGACGGAUAUGUCUACACGUGGAGCCAUGACCGUCUAUGGAGGAAAAACAGACAGCAAACUUUUUACCCCAGAUGCUUUGGUAUUGACAUUGACCAUUCUUUUGAUUUUCAAUGGACGGGAGCGCAAGAUUUCCCAUGCAGCGAGGAUUACAGUGGCGAGGCUCCUUUCGAGGCUCUAGAGUCCGAAUCUUGGAAUAACUACAUCAGCGAAGCUAAAAAGGAGUACACUGUUCAUGGAUAUUUGGAUCUUCAUUCGUACUCUCAAGAGGUGCUGUAUCCAUACGCAUACUCGUGCGACGCCCUCCCUAGGGACCUUGAAAACUUGUUAGAAUUGUCAUAUGGCCUUGCGAAAGCCAUUAGACGAAAGAGUGGCAAGAUGUAUCAUGUACUCUCAUCGUGCGAAGAUAGAGGAUCAGAUCUUACACCUGGACUCGGCUCCGGUUCUGCUUUGGAUUACAUGUAUCACCAUAGAGCCCACUGGGGCGUGCAAUUGAAGCUGCGAGACACUGGGAAUCACGGGUUUCUGUUACCUCCAAAAUUUAUCACUCCUGUAGGAAAGGAAACUUACGGCGCGCUCAAAUAUUUCUGCGAUUUUAUCUUAAAUCCAGAUCUUUAG
This is a messenger RNA of Lachancea lanzarotensis, 1323 nucleotides long. RefSeq names its product LALA0S04e02102g1_1 (gene ECM14). The transcript has a single exon. Gene Ontology annotation, biological process: proteolysis. Lineage: Eukaryota; Fungi; Ascomycota; Saccharomycetes; Saccharomycetales; Saccharomycetaceae. Gene Ontology annotation, molecular function: metallocarboxypeptidase activity; zinc ion binding. The record is from RefSeq and is a predicted model, not a curated record. Bases 1 to 1323 code for a protein of 440 amino acids.